AUGCAAGGAUGGUCAUUCCGCCUGACCCAGACAAUCCUGCUAGAAUUGGUCCUGUUCCAGAUAUUUGUUGCACUGCAACCAGCCCAUCAUUACUGGCGGCAUCUCAACGACUUGGCCUCGACAACGUCGUUCGGGGGAUACAACAAGGAGCCGUGGCUGGACAGCGCGUCCCCCUCGUGUUUGCGGGCGUAUCUCUCCUGGUGCUACAUGAACACCAUGCUGAAUGUUUGGGAGUGCGUCGGUGGAGCGUGGUUGCUCGAUACCAAGCUGAUGAUCUUCAUUUAUCGCCGCAUGGGCGCAAAGAUUACCUGGACGACCAGCAUCAGCGUCUUCAUUCGCGACUUCGAUUCCGUGGACGUCCAGGCAGGAGCCAAUGUGGGUGGCAACCUGUACGUCCGGCGGUUUGAGGCUUCUUGCAUGGACGUCAAGCCCAUCAUGAUUGGUGAAGGCGCGGAUAUUAGGACCGGGUCCGUGGUGUACGGAGGGGCAAGCGUCGGGGAUCAUUGGCAUCAUCAAUAUGUCGCAGCAUGUGGUGGUCCAGCCCAUGGCGGCGUGUCGCUGAAUGUUCCUGGCCCAUGUGUCGCCAUACCCUGUCUGAUCGAGUUGGUGAAGCUGUUCUCGAUCCUGUGCGCCAUGGUUGCUAUGACGACAAUGACCUACAUCCCGACCAUACUGUACAAGUGUGCCGGCCUAUCGGGGAAAUUCCGCUGCACGGUCCUGGUCAAGAUCAUUUUUCUCGUCGCCGGAGUACCGAGCCAGCUCGCUCUCUACAUUGUUUUGCUCAAGUGGGCUCUCACAGGCACGUUGGGAUCUGAAAGUUACGUAUGGCGCAUUCCUCGUUGUUCGCUACGAUGGAUACUGGCAGGUCGGGUGACAGAGGGCUCCUGCCAGCCGACCACCUUUCAGAAUUGGCGACGCUGGUACCUCGGCAGGCUUAACACGCUUGCGUUCGCCUACUUGCACCCCUUCAACAGGUGUCCGAGAUACGAGUGGUGGGCGGCCGCCCUUGGCGUGAAAGCGGGGCGUGGGUCGGUCGUCUUGCUGCAAGGGUACAACCCGGAGGACGCACACUUGGUUGAGGUAAUAGUUAUCGGGUCGAAGGCAUUAGUCGGGUUCAGGGCACACCUCAGCGCCGGCUGUACCGUCGGCAAUGAUGCAAUGCCGGCCGUUUGUCUCUUGUCGACCAUGUUUUCUGUCCAGCUUGGUGGGUACUUCAAGCUAAGGCCUAGAGAACAUCUCCCCGACGGAUCGGUGACGACGUGCGACCAGCAAGGUGCCUUCCAACUUCGUGGGACUGCCCGCACCUCGCCCGCACAAAGCGAUGUCCAUGAAGAUUCCGGCGACGCUGUCAGGGCGGACUUGAUCGACGCAGCGUGCACCGUGGGGGCUUGCUCCCUCAACAUUCUGGCCUUGGUGGCGUCUUUCGAGGCAACCAAGCUAGCGGCAUCUCUGUGGUCGAGAGGCGAUUCCUUCGACACGAGGGUUGCCGUGCUUUCGACGGUGGCCUUGGUCGUGUGGGCACUUGCCUCGGCUAUGCUUCUUGCUGUCUUCAAGUGGGUGUUCGUCGGCGACUUCUGCAGGAUGCUUCCCGAAGACAUCGAGAGCGGGUCGGGAAGCGGGCAGCAAGAAACUCAACGGCGGAAGCCGAACAAGCUCACGGCUUCGCAGGGUAUGCGGUGGCGGUGGAUGCAUCGCCUCGUCUACUUCUCUGUGUUCGAGACGCACAUUCUCAACACCGUCCUCAGAGGAACGUGGCUCCUCAACGUCUGGCUAAGGCUCAUGGGUGCAGACGUUUCCAUGAGCGCCCUGAUUCUAGGCAAGGUGGCAGACCACGGCAUGGUGAAGUUGCUGGGGUUCUCCAUGGGCACUGCGUCACAUUUGUCGACGGAGUCUCGUCCCUCGAAAUGGCGCCUGCUUCUUAAGUCAGGUGAACGUGCGGUUGUGCACGCCCACACAGCGAGCUUUUGCACGGAAAUGCGGACUGGAUCAACGAUGACGGCCGGGAGCGCCACGCUCAGCGGAAAGGUUUUACAAGCCAGAGAUGUGUUCGGGGGGCGGCCUCCUAAAGCUAUCUAG
Molecule: messenger RNA, 2076 nt
Organism: Ectocarpus sp. CCAP 1310/34
Lineage: Eukaryota; Phaeophyceae; Ectocarpales; Ectocarpaceae
Source: the annotation of a GenBank genome assembly